AGACAGCAGCAAAUUUGGUCCUUCCUCAAUGCUCAUUGACUGAUUUCUUGUUUAAUAAACGUUUAGUUAUGAAAAUACUUACUUGAUGAUGAUGGCGGGGCAGUUUGCUGGUGACUGGUAGCACUUAUGAAAAUUCAAAGACACCAAAACAAAUUAAUAAUCAGAGAAAUGGACGUUUCCAUAUCCUCUAUUAAUUCACGCCAUAUCUUGUCAAUUAAUGCAGCCACCUAAUCCUGAAAUUUAAAAACUACCACCAAUCAUUCGUCUUUUCGAACUGUAGUUGAAGUCAAAACAAAAAAAUCUGCAAUAUAUAUGGAAUGAAUUCGUUGAAAUUUCUACCUUUGAUCAACUGGGUUUCAAUCCUCUUUGUUGGCCUUGCCUUUUUUGUUUUUCUCUUCAAGAAAAGCCCAUCCCUUUCAUCUCUGUCCAUGGCAACCUCUGAAGACUCCCCACAAACUAUUUGUGAUUUUACUGUUAAGGAUGCUCGGGGAAAUGAUGUGCCCCUUAGCAAUUACAAAGGAAAAGUGGUGCUUAUCGUAAAUGUUGCUUCAAAAUGCGGUUUAACAGAGGCGAACUACAAGGAGCUGAAUGUUUUGUAUGAGAAAUACAAAGAUCAAGGUUUUGAAAUUUUAGCAUUUCCUUGCAACCAAUUUGCUUGGCAAGAACCUGGAACUAAUGAAGAGAUCCAGGAAACUGCAUGUACUAGGUUUAAAGCUGAAUUCCCCAUAUUUGAAAAGGUAAGUUGGUCGUGACUAACAUCUUUUUGAAAAAUCUGGUAUGAGUGCAUGAUUUCAUAGCUCUGAAGAACCAUAAGUUCAGUAUGGGCCAGUAAUCACAGAUAUGCACAGGCUUGUUUCCUCUGGGAUGUGGAAACAGAGAUGUUUAAAUACAGGAGCCAAGAACAAAUGGUUUGCGCAACCACUAACUCUGUUCCUAAGUCACCUCUCCCUAUGAUAAAGCCUUUUAGGUUUCCCAUAUUUGUGUGUUCUGAAUACUAGUUCAUGAACUAAUGAUCUUGUUAUGAUCAACUGUUAUAAAUUAUCUUAGGAAGGGAUUACAUACAAUACUCUUCUGUGUGAUUUUGGAUAGGAUCCUGGCUUGAGAAAUCUGAUGAUCAAAUGCUAAGAGUGGAAUGCAAUAUGAAUGGAAACACUGUGAAGUAUUUGGUGUUUCCACUGAUAAAAAAUGCGCUUGGCCAUCAUUUGAACUGUUGACAAAGCCCAACAUUAUACAUAUUUCUUCUGUAGAUAAGAAAUGAACUUGGUUUUUGUUUCAAUAUAUUAAAACGUACCCUUUUCCUUGAAUGAGAAGAAGCAUUCAGCCCAGAGAGAAAAACCUCUGUCAUAUGAUGUGUACUACCUCUGUAUUUUAGUUUGUCAAAUUCAGAGGGUAGAUCUUUUGGCUGGAGUCCUUUUUUCCAACCAAUACAUCGGUUGGUUAUUUAUUAGUUUAGAAAGAUCCGACUGUAUUCGGUGAAAGUUCAAAACUGUACUAACUUUUGUUGUUACUUUCAAUAAGGGAGGUUGACAAAGUUGGCGUAGAGGGGAGUAUUCUAUGCCAGUUCAUUACCUUACGAAACCAAUAUGGACUGUAAGAGAGUAAGAAGUUAAAACAAACAGUAUAUCAUUUGCACUCUGAAAAUUUGGACCAAAUGUAGAGAUACGUAUUGGGAGAACAUUGGACACUAAUCACAAAAUUCAUGAAAGUUUAUUAUGCUAUAUUUUGUUAUAUAUUUUGUAUUUGAUUAAUAAUGCUCAAGUCAUGGUGUAACCUGCCAAAAUUACCUUUUUCUGUAAUAUCAUCAGAUCGAUGUGAAUGGGAAAAAUGUUGAUCCGCUCUAUAAGUUCCUGAAAUCACAAAAAGGAGGCCUGCUGAUCAAUGCUAUCAAGUGGAAUUUUACGAAGUUUUUGAUUAACAAGGAAGGAAAGGUUGUGGAGCGAUAUGCUCCUAGAACUUCACCACUUGAAAUUGAGGUCAGAUUUGCUACAUACCUUGCUGCCCUUUUUUCUCUUUCCUCAAAUCAAAAAGACGAUGGAAAAAGUUGAAGCAGCUUAUAGAGAACUUCCUCGUUUUCCUGUAAUAGAUGAAGCCUGAGUCUCUUGGUCUAAAUAGUUUGCUGAUGCAUUUGACUUUAUCUUCUUUUAAACAACUUUGUUCUGCAGGAAGACAUUAAAAAACUACUUGCCUCUUCUUGAGCAGGUAAAGUUUCCAUUAUUUACUGUGCGACUUAUUUUCCACAAUGAUCUAAUUUUCUAGCAUAUUGUAUCAUUUUUCUUCUUAGUGUAAGAGAUAGGAGUCAUUUUGUAUUGGAUAGUUGCAUUUCCACUCAGUUGUUCAGAUGCAAAGUACAUUGAUCGUUUAUAAAUCACAUAUACCGCCUAUAAUGGAACUGAAGAGAGCAAGCAAAUAUUUGAAACUAAAAGAAAGUAGAUUUUAUCACCUAGACAACCCCUCAUAUUAUGUUCAGAGAGACAUUAAUGAAUACAUUAGGUUCUUUUGGAGUUGCACUUGGAAUGUCAGUAAGUCACCUCCCUGCUUUUCCUGCUGCCUAAGCCAGUCACUCUUAAAUUCUCAAUUUGAUUACUCCUCUGAGAGUCUGCGCCACAUGCACCAAGCCUUAUAGGUUUUAGUUAUAUUCUCUUGUGAAUUAUACUUUUGUCUUGUCUAUUAGGUUUAUUAAUCGUAGUCCUUUCACGAAUCUUGAACCUUUCUGAAUAUUUCUAAACGUUAGGCUAAGUUUGCAAUCAAUGGUCAUAUGCAAUAUCAGUUUGAUUGUUUCUUUUAGGGAUAAGAAGUACAGUGGGCAUGGAUGGUGUUUAUAUCUAAAUUAAGAAGUUAUAAUGAUGGUUUUUGCAAACUUGGCAGGAGUUCUGAAUACAAACUGGGAUGGAGUUUGCAGAUGGAUUCAUUUGAGAUCGUCACGUAUAAAUCAUUUGGAAAACCUGUAUGUUUUUUGAAAAGGGAAAACCUGUAUGUUACUUAUGGGAAGAAAAAAAAAAAAAUCAAAUUAUGACAAGAGUAAUCUGGUCAAAUGAUCCUUUACAUUUGUCAAAAAAAUCAAUUUGGUUCUUAACAUUAAAAAUUCACUAGUUUGGUCCAUUACAUUAGUGUUUUUCACUAAUUUGGUCCUUUUUUUUUUUACACUUAAUAUUUGGAUAUGCUUGGGUUGACUAUUUUGGGAUCAAGUCAAUAAGGGUACUUUUGGUAAUGCU
This is a messenger RNA of Oldenlandia corymbosa var. corymbosa, 3212 nucleotides long. The record is from the annotation of a GenBank genome assembly. Lineage: Eukaryota; Viridiplantae; Streptophyta; Magnoliopsida; Gentianales; Rubiaceae.